Gymnodraco acuticeps is the source of this 3905-nucleotide messenger RNA. RefSeq names its product semaphorin-4C-like. The transcript has 10 exons. The coding region runs from base 1 to 2154 and encodes 717 amino acids. Gene Ontology annotation, molecular function: semaphorin receptor binding; chemorepellent activity. Gene Ontology annotation, biological process: positive regulation of cell migration; neural crest cell migration; axon guidance. Lineage: Eukaryota; Metazoa; Chordata; Actinopteri; Perciformes; Bathydraconidae. The record is from RefSeq and is a predicted model, not a curated record.
AUGAGGGGCAGAGAAGAGGAUGAAGUCACAGCAGGAAAAUUGGCUGAUGAAAGAACAGACAUUAGGAUUGGUGAUGAAAAGAUAGAGCGAGAGGAAUGGAGAAAGGAGGCAGAGGGAGGGUGUGUGUGUGUGUGUGUGUGUGUGUGUGUGUGUGUGUGUGUGUGUGUGUGUGUGUGUGUGUGUGUGUGUGUGUGUGUGUGUGCAGAGCCGGACUUCGUGGGUUCGGCCCUGGUGAGGGAGAGCAGCGGCAGUAAAGAUGGAGACGACGACAAAAUCUACUUCUUCUUCAGUGAGCGGGCGUUGGAGCUGGACUGCGACACCGAGCUCAACGUGGCCCGAGUGGCUCGCGUCUGCAAGGGGGAUCUGGGUGGUACCAGGACUCUGCAGAAGAAGUGGACCACCUUCCAGAAAGCCCGUCUGGAGUGCUCCCUCCCCGAACGCCACGUCUCCUUCAACAACCUGAGGGCGGUGUUCACGCUGCCCGGCCAGGACUGGAGGGGCACCACCUUCUACGGCAUCUUCCACGCCCAGUGGGGUGACGUGGACGUGUCGGCGGUGUGCCAGUACCAGAUCAGCGAUGUGAAGAAGGUUUUUGAAGGAUCCUACAAAGAGUACAGGGAGCCGUCUCAGAGGUGGGGGCGCUACACCGGGGCGGUCCCUGUCCCACGGCCUGGAGCGUGUAUAACUAACUCCGACAGAGAGAACGGCUACAACAGCUCCCUGCAGCUGCCUGAUGCCACGCUCAACUUCGCCAAGAAGCACCCGCUGAUGGAGGACAAAGCUCUGGCUCGCCCCCUGCUGCUCACCAAGGGGGUCAACUUCACCCGGCUGGUGGUGGACCGGGUCAGCAGCCUGGACCAGCGGGCCUACAACAUGCUGUUCAUCGGCACAGCGGAGGGCUGGCUGCAGAGGGUGGUGGUCCUGGGCAACGAGGCGCACGUCAUCGAGGAGAUCCAGCUGUUCGAGACCCCGCAGCCCGUGGACAGCCUCACCAUCUCACACUCAAAGAAGUACUUGUACAUCGGCUCUCGUUCGGAGGUUCUCCAGCUGCCCUUGGCCAACUGCAGCCGCUAUCAGUCCCAGCCAGACUGCCUGCUGGCCCGAGACCCCUACUGCGCCUGGGACAGCGAGGGCCGCGCCUGCGUCCGCAUCGACCUCCACCGCGGCUCCACCUCCUCCCUGUCUCAGGACCUCAUGCUGGAAAGGUUCAGCCGGGGGAAACCCAAGUUUGAUAAGCCUGUCUCCAUCCCGAGCCCCGAGCACUCCCGCCUGAAGAACAUCACAGUUGUGGUGGGGUCGGACAUGGUGCUGCCGUGCCAGCUGGUCUCCAACCUGGCUCAGCCCUUCUGGCUCCUGAACGACCGGGAGCUCCAGCUCGGUGACCCUGAAGCAGGAGGGCCACACUUCGACCGCACUCUGAAGGCCCUCGUGGUCCCCGCAGCGGGGCAGAUGCAGGCGGGACGCUACAUCUGCUACUCUGAGGAGCAGGGGGUGAAGUUUCAGACGGAGCGCUACCAGGUGGCCGUGGUGGCCAGCCCUCCUGUGUUCAUGGAGGCCCGUGCUCCAGACAGCAGCAUGGGGCUCUUCUGGGUGCUGGUCAUCACCCUCGGAGCGGCGUGCCUGCUGCUCCUCGUCGCAGCUCUGUACCUGCGCAGGAGGCUGAAGCUCGCUCUGGGGAAAGGAGCCGACAUGAAGCCCCUUGAGAGCACCUUGGUUUACCCCAUCACCCUCCCUAAAGAGCCGCCAACGUUUGUGCCCAGCAAGAUGCCCACUGACGAGGACCGCUUCUGGGAGACGGGCGCCAACUACUACUACUCGGACGGCUCGCUGAAGAUCGUUCCCGGCCAUGCCCUAGGGCCCAGCAGCUUGAGCAGCACGGCGUCACCGAGCGCCAUCCCCGGCCAGCCCAUCCACUCCCCGAGCCGUCUCAGCCUCACCAACAUUAGAGGUUCGGGUAGCAAUGGCUACAUCCGCCUCAACCUGAGCACAGCAGGGGAGGAGAGGGCUAGCGGGGCUGGCGCUGGGGGCGGCGGGCUGGGGGGUCUGGGCCUGAGCGGGAAUGAUUACUCGAGCCCCUUCAAGGAGGAGCUGAGACGCACGCUGCAGCAGAGGAGCGUUCUGCCCGACGCCAACCCCGAGGAGUCCUCCGUCUAGACGUGUCCCUCCUCCGUUUCCCCGAGUUGGAAAAACAAAACAACCAACCUACCUCCCUCCUCCUGAGGACGCCUGCUCUCUCUCUCUUUCAGUGACACGCUGUCAUUCGCUCCGCCAAUGCCUGUUUGGCUCACUGUUGACAUUUAUAGCACACAGCAUGUUCAAAAUACACUCUCAUACACUGUGUUCGCCAACAUGCACUCCUAUAAUUAUCGUGUUCCAGGCAGUCAUGGUUGUGGCUUUUUCCUGCUUCCACUGUGCCGUCGCCACCUGUGUAAAUUGUGUAUUUAAAAAAAAAAAGGCUGAACACAGAGGAGCACACCUCGAGCAUGGAAAAUCUAACAAAUGGCGUUACAUGUGUUCUGAAGGGCACGUUUAAUUGACGUUGAGUGGACCAAGAGGCUCUGUGCUGAAACCGGUUGAUGAAUGACAAGUGCAACUGACUGGAAAAUAUUGAACUGAUUCUGUGUCCUUCUGGUCCUUUGAGACUUUCUUUCAGCUUACUGUGCUUAAAAACUGGAAGCAUGUCUUCCCUUUUUGUAUUAGUGAGCCAAGAGUGUGAGAGCGGUAUAAAAAAGACUAAUUAAUCUCGAAGCAAGACGACAAUCACGUCCCAUAGCAGGCGCUCUGCGAGGGACAGAGAGGAGAGAGAGCCAGAGACAAAGAGAGAGGAAAUGAAAUGGAAAAUGAAGUGAAUUGGAGAGAAAGACACAAGGGGGGGUUUGAAUGAAGGACAGUCUCAACACUUUCUCUGCUCAAUUUGUAAUUUUUUUUCUCCCAAGUUGUAUUUAGAAAGUCCUUGAUCCCUUCCACUUUCAUUUGUCGUGAUGGUUGGUUUGAAUUAAGACAUUUCUUGUUGUUCCUUUUUAUACGUCUUACACGACUACAGCCGUGUUCAAACGGUUAUUAGGAGACUAAUGGAUCCCCUCUGUGAAUGACAAUGUGAGGGCACAUUCCUCGCUCAGCGGUGACCUUCAAAACGCACCUUCAAGUCCAAUACACUACAAGUGCACUCCGUACGACAUUUAUUAGAGUCAGAGUGUGUAACAGAUAUGUGUUUUGGCUGAGCCCUUUUAUAGGACGAUUCUUUAUCUCCGCAGAAAGAAAAGGUUAUUUGCUUUCAGCUCUUAGCGGCGGAACAUAACUGCACACUUAAUUCCAAAUUGAAGCUGACGUGAAGACAUUAGGCAUGGAGAAUGUAGAUGAACCCUCACUGUUGCGACCGCUGUGGAUGUCUCUAUAAGUGCUUUAUAUCUUAGUGUAUGGUGAGGGCGGUAAUGUGCACUGCCAAGAAGGAAAAUACCCCACACACACACACUUACACACUUGUUAGUCCUUUGAAUGCCAACCAUCCUUGACCACAGUGUGUUUGUGAUGCAUCCUUAAAGCCCCAUGAAACCCCUUCCCCCUCAUACCGAUGCCCAGAGACUGACCUGGGCUACUGUGGACUAAAACACACCAACAUAAACAGAAAACACACACACACACACACACACACACACACACACACACACACACACACACAGUGCUGAUGGAAGGAUGGACUGACAGACAGACUGAUUGCUGCCGUGCUGCCAAACUCCUGGCUCCAGGCAGGAAAGCGGCCGUGAACCAGAGAAAGGGGUGGCUUUCGUUUUUUUGGGACGUGUCUGUCGGGACCAGAGGAGAACUGCAUGAAGGAAGGGGGGGACAAGAAGACCUUGUUGUUUCCCCCCCACUGUGUACAGAGCGCUGAGAGAGAUGUAGAAUAU